Labrus bergylta (ballan wrasse) is the source of this 2256-nucleotide messenger RNA. RefSeq names its product ankyrin repeat and kinase domain containing 1 (gene ankk1). Lineage: Eukaryota; Metazoa; Chordata; Actinopteri; Labriformes; Labridae. The record is from RefSeq and is a predicted model, not a curated record. Gene Ontology annotation, biological process: protein phosphorylation. Gene Ontology annotation, molecular function: protein binding; ATP binding; protein kinase activity.
AUGGAUUGCCUUGAUGAAUCCCCCGGGAAGUUCAGGAACUUUGAGAAGGACGACUUUGAGGCAGACUGGAUUAAAGUGGCAGAAAACAGAUUUGGUCAGGUGUAUAUGGUCAAACUCAAACUCUGGCGGCUUCACUGUGCCCUGAAAAGCUUUGACACAACGUUGUGUGCAAACAACUUUUACAGGAGAAUAACAGAGGAGGCGUCCAACAUUGCCAAAGUAAAAUUCAAGUACAUCCUGCCCAUCUACGGACUGUGCAACGAAGCAACAGCCUUAGUGAUGGAUUACAUGACUAAUGGAUCACUGAACAAUCUCCUGGCCAGUCACACCUUGAUGUGGCCAAAGAAGUUCCAGAUGAUUCAUGAAACCUCCAUGGGCAUGAAUUUCCUCCACAGCAUGAAACCUCCACUCCUCCACCUAAACCUCAAGACGUCCAACAUCCUCCUGGACGAUCAUCUGCAUGUCAAGAUUUCAGACUUUGGUUUAAUCCACUGGGAAGAAGGCAUGAGCAAGAAGUUGUUCUUGGAGAAUCUGACAGGGAGAGGAAAUAUAAGUUACAUUCCUCCAGAGACCUUCACUCAGAGCCCUGAUCCUCCAGGAACUGCAUUUGAUAUUUACAGCUUUGGAAUUGUGAUUUGGGAGAUUCUGACUCAGCAGAAACCGUAUACUGGGUGCAGUGUGACCACUGUGCUCCUACAGGUGUCAGAUGGUAAGAGACCCUCUGUGGAGCUGCUACCUGAACAGAGGCCCCCUGAGUGUGAUGAGAUGAUCCACAUCAUGAGGCGGUGCUGGGACCAUGACCACAAGAAGAGGCCGCAGUUCUCAGACACUGUGAGGAAAACAGAAGUUCUGAGUGAAGUCCUGAAGAUCCCAGGACCAAUCACGAUGUCAAACAGUGACGGCAGACUGAAAUUAGAUUAUCCAUCGCUUCUUUCACCAAAACAUGAAAUGUCUUUGCCUGAGCUGCCUGACCUUCCCUCAGACAACUUGCACUCCGAGGACAGAAUUAUCUCCCUGCUCUUCAAACAGGACUUUGGUAGUUUCAGACAGUCUGUGAGAAAAGAGCACGUACACAAACAGUUUUUAGAAGACAUGAACAUCCUCCACUAUGCGGUGGCCAGUGGGGACGCAGAGAGUGUGGAGCAUGUGCUGAAUCUGGGUGCUGAAGUCAACUCCACUACUACAAGAGGUUACACUCCUCUUAUUGUUGCCGUUCUGAAAAGGCUUCAUGACAUCAUCUCUUUGUUGCUGGACCAUGGCGCAGCCACAGACCUUGGAGAUGAAGACCAGUGGACUGCACUCCAUUUUGCUGCUCAGAGUGGCGAUGACAGAACGGUUCGCCUCCUCUUGGACAAAGGAGCUGCAGCAGAAGCCCGGGAAAAAGCUGGUUGGAUGCCCCUCCACCUGGCCUGCCAGAACGGCCACGAAACAGUGGUGCGCCUGCUGCUUUCACGGCUGUCAGAGGAAGCAGUUAAUGAACGAGAAGCACAAGGGAGGACGCCUCUCCACCUUGCCUCCGCCUACAGGCAUCUGAGUAUCGCCAAGCUCCUCCUCUCUCAUGGAGCAGAUCCCAACGCUACAGACGACUCUCUGUCCACUGCUCUUCACUUAGCUGCAGAUGAAGGCCAGUUCAGAAUAGUCAGACAGUUACUGAUAAGUGGUGUAAAUAUUGACACUGCAGACAGCAGAGGAUUCACUCCGCUCCACUUAGCUGCUCUGAAGGGUCACACUGGCAUAUGUAGGCUGCUGUUGUCAAACGGGGCCAGCCCAGACUCCAGGACCCUGCAAAGCUGGACUCCCAUGCACCUGGCGGCCCUGAAGGGACAUGAGGCCACUGUGGUUCAGCUGGAGGGUCAGGGGGCUUGUGUGAAUGCUAGAGGUGAAAACGGAUGGACCCCGCUCCACCUGGCCUGCCACCAGAGUGAGUCCAAGGUAGUGGCAAGUCUUCUGGCAGCCAGAGCUGAUCCCAAUGUGUCAGAGGACUGUGACGGAUGGUCGCCAUUACACGCGGCGUGUAACAGCGUCACUUUCCCAAGUGUCCUCCACUUAAUAUCACAUCAUGCAGAUGUGAAUGCAGUAAACUCAGGGGAUGCUUCACCACUACACCUGGCUGCCCAGCACGGCUGCACACCUAUCGUAAAGGCUCUGCUGCUGAACGGAGCAGACAGGACUUUGCUGGACUCAUCUGGAUCCACAGCUCUCAACGUGGCCCAAAGGUGUGAGAAAUGGGACAUAGUGAAGCUACUGGAGAUGUAG